Molecule: messenger RNA, 1914 nt
Organism: Nicotiana tabacum (common tobacco)
Lineage: Eukaryota; Viridiplantae; Streptophyta; Magnoliopsida; Solanales; Solanaceae
Source: RefSeq, a predicted model, not a curated record
CAGAAUUAUGACCCAAAAAAAACAUCUAAGGAGCUAAGUUCAAUUUAGAUUUGCAUGAUUCUCUUAAAUCAGCUGCUAAUAAUCCUGGAUUAUGGUGAAUUAUGCUCUAAUUAUCUGUUUUUAAUCUUGGAAGGUUGGAAAAUCUUGAAUUGACCUGAAUUUGGUUCAUUUUCCGUCUUUCUUUCUUCUCUUGGGUUAUUUUUCUGAUUGUUGCUUAUGGGUUUGGAUUGAGUUUUGGAUCUUUUGUUUGAUUUGGAUUGAAUUCCAUGAAAUGAUUGAGUCUUGUUAAAUAACAUGUGAAAUCUAACGUGGGUUCUGUAAAAAACAAGCUGCUAUAUUGAUUGAGCUAGUUUUGUUUUGAGCUUUAUGCUAAAGGUGUGAUCUUUAAUGUUGUUCUGUUGUUUGAAAGUGUGUAGAUGUAAAAAUGAAGGUGGAAGCUAGCUCUAGGGUAAUAACAUGUGAAAUUCUAAUGUGGGUUUUGGAAAUAGCAAGCUGAUUGAAAGUGUGUAGAUGUAAAAAAGAAGAUGGAAGUUAAUGUAUGUGAUAUCAAUCACUUGGAUGCCGAUGUGCUUUUGCCUCCACGAAAGCGGCUUCUAGCCGGAUUGAAGAAACAGAAUUCUGAUGCUUACUCAUCUACCCCAUCCCCACCAACUGUUAGUAGUCCCGGGUGCGAGUUUGAUAUCCGUCUUAAUAAUCUAUUGAAAUCUCAUUUUGGUGACUCUAAUCGAUCGAAUGAGGAGAUUGCCGAGGCCUCAAGAUUGGCAGCUUUAGAAGCUGCGAAGGCUGCGAAAGAAGCAAGAGCCAUUGCGGAAGAGAAGGCUGCUAAAGCAGCAAAGGCCGUGGCUGCUGCUAAGAGCGCUCUAGAAUUGGUUGCCACUCUUUCUGAUGAGACAGCAAGUAGGGACAAACAUUUGAAGAGGAAUAAGAUGAAAAAGCAUGUUCCUGUUCAGAUGCUGUACAAUAAGAAUAAAAGGACUAAUAAUUGUAGAACAGAUGAAGAGUUAGCCCGGACGUUGCAUAGGGCCAUAAAUAGCUCUCCAAGAAUUUUGAAGAACUCAACUGAUGACUCGAGAAAUCACAAACACAAGAGGCUUAAAAGGUCUUCGCCUUCUGAAAAAACUAAGGUUCAGAAUGGAAGUACAUCCUGGGAAGGCAACCGUCCUACCACAAGCAAUGGGAAUGGUUUUGCUAGAGAAAAACAUUCAGAUGGGCCUAUCUCAGAGAAAGGCCUAGUUAGAGUAGAUUUAAACACAACAAAAUUCAAUAAAGCUGACCACACAAAGAUGGAAAAUGGGGAAGCAUCACAAUCUAGUAAAGCUGACCAUGUAAAUACGGAAAACAAGGAAAGAGAAUCAGUUAUCUCAAAGGAGAAAUUUGGGGAUUCUCCGGAUGAUAUUUGCAGCAUUGGGAAAAAGAAGGGAAGGCUUAAGCAGAAAAAGUUACCCCUCAGCAUUUGCAGCUUCAGGGAUCAAGCAAACCCUAAAGAGGAUUUGAAAUCUAAGAGUCCAUUGUCACUCGAUGAAAACAUCAGCAAAGGUACUACUACAAGUAGUAAUCCCAUGUUUCCGCUUGAGAGGGCAUCAAUGUGGAAGUGUCAGGCGUUCAAGGCACCCACAUGUGUUGAACAAAAUAAGAUGAUGCAGUCAUAGUCUUGGACUUGGUAUUUUCAUUUCAACAACUGCGGCUACCGUGAUGAGACUUGUAGUCUGAGGUAGUGUCAUGUAUGCUUUCUUUCCUUCUUUUUAUAGAUAAGGCCUCUUCCGUCCAGUUUCUUUUUGCUUUUUAUGGGCAUUGUAAUGUUUUGGACAUACCACCAUGUAUAUUUUGACAAUCAAUUGCUUGCAUAUUUUGUAUUGCACAUAAAAGAUGCCAUCUAUAUUUUCGUCUGGCAAGUGGCAGCAGAGCCAGAAAUAA